Messenger RNA from Botrytis porri, 1014 nucleotides. RefSeq lists its product as uncharacterized. Gene Ontology annotation, cellular component: nucleus. NCBI's taxonomy places the organism in Eukaryota, Fungi, Ascomycota, Leotiomycetes, Helotiales, Sclerotiniaceae. The transcript has 2 exons. Bases 1 to 1014 code for a protein of 337 amino acids. The record is from RefSeq and is a predicted model, not a curated record. Gene Ontology annotation, biological process: kinetochore assembly; mitotic sister chromatid segregation.
AUGGAUAUUGAUCAAGACGCUCGAAUCUCCGCCGCAUAUACAACGCGUCUAGACCAAACCCUCCAAGAUCUUCAAGAUCGAGUCAAGCAGCAAGAAGCCGCACUUGCAAAGCUCCGAGCAAAUACCUCAAUCCCCAUAUCUUCCGGGCCAUCACCCGACCCCAAAAUUCACCUCCACCAACUCCGCGCUCUGAAAAAAGCAUACGAUACCCUCUCCGCCUCAACCCCCUGGCUCCCACCCCCCAAAUCCGCCCUCCCCGCUCUCCUCGCCCACCGCACCACCACAUACUGCAUCCAAGAAACCCAAGAAUGCAUAACCACCAGCUCACAUGACCUCACCAGCACCACCACCCUCCUCCAAAAAGAAAAAUCCGACCACCAAGAUGCCCUCUCCAUCCAAUGCACGCUCCAAUCGCGCAUUUCCACCCUCACAACCCAACUCACGCAACGAACCCAAAAAUCCCCCUCCCAAAUCUUUUCCGAGCUGCAAUCCUCCUUCCAAACAGGCAAAACACACUACGACACCGAAACCGGCAAUCUCAUCCGCGCAUUCAAUGCCUUCAUCGAUACACAUCUCGCAUCCAUGCUCGCGGCCGAAGAACUGGGCGGCCCCAUCGUAGGCGAAAUGCUCUCCAUCACCCCGCAAACCCUCAUCGCCGGUUUCAGCACGCAGGGAAAACCCAAAAAGCCAAAGGAAAAGCCAAAUAUGGAUAAACGCCAGCGUCGCAUCGAUGAAAUCUGGGGUCCCAAACCUUCUCUCGACCAAGACGAUGACGAGGAAGAAGAAGAAGAAGAAUGGGACGAAACACGUGCCGCGGCAGCUGAAAUGCGCGAAUUGGCUGAAGAGCUGUUGAAUGGAUUGUUGGAAGCUGAUGAGAAUGGCUCGGGGGGGUAUGUCACGCUUGAAAGAGACAGUGCGGCAGCGAGAUUCUUGGUUAGGAGUAAAGUUGCGCAGUAUCAUUUUAAGGAUGCGAGGAAAUUGAAACUGGUUGAUUUUGAAAAGGAUAUUGUUUGA